AUGCUCGCCCAGCUUCCCUCCAACAUGAUCCUCACAAGAGUUCGCCCGAGCAUAUAUCUGCCAUCAUGCGUCAUUGUAUGGUCUUGUGUUUCGGCUGCCACAGCUGGAGUGACCAGCUUUUCCGGUCUGGUCGCGGUACGAUUUGUUCUUGGUGUUGUCGAAGCACCAUUCUUUCCAGGCGCUUUCUUUAUGCUUUCUUCUUGGUAUACUCGCAAGGAGCUCGCCCUUCGAACUGCAGUCCUCUAUUCAGGUCUUGUUAUAGCGACGGCCUUCUCCGGCCUUAUCGCAGCAGCCAUUUUCGCAGGUCUAUCCGAUACCGCCGGUCUACAUGGCUGGCAGUGGCUAUUCAUAUUGGAGGGUGCUGGCAGUGUUGUUGCCGCUAUUUUGGCCUUUAUUCUGCUUCCAGACUUUCCUGAUGCUACAACUGGGAGCCAGAAAUGGCUUUUAACUGAUCAAGAGCGUCAAGUAGCUGUCCAAAGAAUUGCCCUUGAUCGUGUGUCUUUGCCUGAAGCUGACCGAUCCAUCUGGUAUGGUCUUGGUCUUGCUAUCAAGGAUGUCCGAACCUGGAUUUUUGUUAUCAUCUUGUGUGCCAAUCACACGGCCUAUGGGUUCAACAACUUCUUCCCCACUAUCGUCCGCUCCAUGAAUCUCGGCAAUCGUACCAUCACACUGGUCCUCACAGCUCCCCCAUAUCUAUUCGGUGCCGCUAUUUCCUUCUUGGUGGCUUAUUCAAGUGAUCGUUUCAACGAGCGCGGAUACCAUAUCAGCGUUCCAAUGGCCUUCGCCAUUAUUGGCUUCAUCGUUUCAGCGGCGACCCUCAAUAAUGCUGCGAGAUAUGCGGCAUCGUUCUUCUACUGCGCCGGCGCUUUUGCUGCCAAUGCAGCAGUUUAUUCGUGGGCAGCUUCUUCGCUAAAUCAAACGCCUGAAAAAAGAGCUUGUGCGACAGCUAUUGUGAAUUUGCUGUCGCAACUUGGCAAUAUCUGGAGCCCUUAUUUUUUCCCUGCAUCACACGGACCGCGCUACGUAAUGGCUAUGCUGCUUAUGAUGGCCUUCUCUACACUUAGUAUUGUUGCAUCACUAUUGAUGAAGGCCCUGCUUAAGAAGGAUAAUAAAAGGUUGCUUAUUGAAGCAGAGCAGUCGGGUAGAACUGUUAAGCUUUAUACUACUUAG
Fusarium tjaetaba is the source of this 1170-nucleotide messenger RNA. RefSeq names its product major facilitator superfamily transporter. Gene Ontology annotation, cellular component: membrane. Gene Ontology annotation, molecular function: transmembrane transporter activity. The coding region runs from base 1 to 1170 and encodes 389 amino acids. The record is from RefSeq and is a predicted model, not a curated record. Gene Ontology annotation, biological process: transmembrane transport. The transcript has 4 exons. NCBI's taxonomy places the organism in Eukaryota, Fungi, Ascomycota, Sordariomycetes, Hypocreales, Nectriaceae.